AUGUUGGCAGUUAAAUCAUCAAUGCGUUAUUUCUCAACUACAGCUCCAGCUCUCAAGACCAUCAAAAUUGGGUUGAUCCCAGGUGACGGAAUUGGAAGGGAAGUAAUACCAGCUGGUCAAAGGGUUUUAGAAAGUUUACCUUCGAAAUAUGAUUUGCAGUUUGAGUUUGUACAAUUGGAUGCAGGUUAUGAAUUGUUCAAGAAAACAGGAACUGCCUUGCCAGACAAGACGGUGGAUAUUUUGAAGAAUGAGUGUGAUGGUGCCUUGUUUGGUGCUGUUUCCUCUCCAACUACUAAAGUAGCUGGUUAUUCUUCCCCAAUUGUUGCAUUGAGAAAGAAAUUGGGCCUUUAUGCCAACGUUCGUCCUGUUAAGUCCGUCAAAGGAAUUGGAAGACCUGUUGAUAUGGUCAUUGUCCGUGAAAACACAGAAGAUUUAUACGUCAAGGAUGAAAAGACGUAUGAGAAAGAAGAUGGAACCAAAGUUGCUGAAGCAAUCAAAAGAAUUACUGAAACUGCGCUGAAAAGAAUCGCAAAGAUGGCAUUCGACAUAGCUGUUCAAAGACAAGCAAUUAGAGAUGCAUCAUCAUCAUCAAGUGAACAACUCCACACGUCACCAUCAGUUACUGUCACACACAAAUCAAAUGUCUUGUCACAGUCAGAUGGUUUGUUCCGUGAAUCAUGUAAAGAGGUAUACGAUGCAAACAAGGAGAAGUAUAAAGAUGUUGAAUACAAGGAGCAAAUUGUUGAUUCAAUGGUUUACAAAAUGUUCAGGGACCCAGAAGUAUUUGAUGUGGUUGUUGCACCAAAUUUGUAUGGUGAUAUUUUGAGUGAUGGAGCUGCUGCUUUGGUCGGAUCAUUGGGUGUUGUUCCAUCAGCUAAUGUUGGUGACUCUUUUGCCAUUGGUGAGCCUUGUCACGGGUCCGCUCCAGAUAUCGAAGGAAAGGGUAUCUCAAACCCAAUCGCUACCAUAAGAUCUACUGCUUUGAUGUUAGAAUUUAUGGGGUACCCAGAAGCUGCCGCAAAGAUCUAUGAAGCUGUUGAUGCAAAUUUGGCUGAAGACAAAAUCAAGACUCCAGACUUGGGUGGACAAUCAUCUACAAAUGAGGUUGUUGAAGAUAUCAUCAAAAGAUUUUAA
Molecule: messenger RNA, 1134 nt
Organism: Lodderomyces orthopsilosis Co 90-125
Lineage: Eukaryota; Fungi; Ascomycota; Pichiomycetes; Serinales; Debaryomycetaceae
Gene: LYS12
Product: homoisocitrate dehydrogenase
Exons: 1
Coding region: 1-1134 (377 amino acids)
Biological process (GO): tricarboxylic acid cycle; isocitrate metabolic process
Cellular component (GO): mitochondrion
Molecular function (GO): magnesium ion binding; isocitrate dehydrogenase (NAD+) activity; NAD binding
Source: RefSeq, a predicted model, not a curated record